CUUCAAGAUGAGUUGUUACAUGAAAAUAAUCUACUUCGGGGUGAUUGUAGUCACUCUGCUUCACAUCCAACUACAUCACAUGACCUCAUUGUUGAUUGUUUUAUGCCUGACUCAUUGUUUUUGCUUAUAGGUUCAGCAAUACAUCAACAAUCACAGCUCAACACUCCAUCAGAGACCUGAUUAACACCACCACACACAUACACACUCUUCUUGCCUGAGAAAGAAACACAGACCUUGACUGUAGUCAGGACUGAUUUGCUGUAAUUUCAGGCUGAUUUGUAAAAGCUGUUUAGUCCAAGAUCAGGAUUAGUGACGAGUUCAGAAUGGAGAUGAGUCAGGAAGUAUACAAAAAUGCAGGAGUUACUGCACAGAAAACAUCUCACUCAGAUGAAGGCACUUAUGAGGAUGAGUUGAACUUGGAGACUCGUGCCAUGGACAUUCCACAAUAUUCAGUCACGCACAUAUUCAUUAAUUUGUUCAUUUAUUAAUUUAUUCAUUUUCCACAUAACUUGGUAGCAAGUCAAGUCAGGAGAAUUCACCCCAGAUGGGAUAACAGUCCAUUACAGUUUAGCAAUACACAUUAUUGAAAAUAUCUUUAUACAGUGUAGUAUGAAAGUUUUACCUGCGCAACAUGUAACACCAAAGAAAAAAGUUAUUACACACCACAGAUAUUACCAUGGAGAAGUACUUCUUACUUUGCUGUUAAAAAGGAGGAAGGAGAGGGAGAGAGGAAGAGAAAGACAAUACUUUAGUCUCAUAGUUUCAUCAGCAGAUUUUUCUUCAGUUGAUUGUCUCCAUGACUCAUUCAGUCUAUUUAAUUAUCUGUGUCAAGGUCACAGCUGUAAACUUCCUCUGGAAAAGGUCAUCUGCCAGAUGUUGUGAAUGUAAAAGUAAAGUUGACUUUUAAAAGUCCAAAUGUCAACAACAUGUACUGCCUCUAAUUCCAGCAAACUCCGGCCUGUACGGCUUGUCCGCAAGUCUGCAGUUAUGUCUGAAGAUUGAAUAACAAUGUGCAAAAUUCUGCUUUUAACUCCUCACUCAAAUGUGUGUCUGUGUCCGUUAUCUUCCAUAGGAUCCAAUGCUGCAUGGAGCAGAUGGUACAGACUGACUGUAGUGUGUGUGAUGCUGCUGUGCGUUCUCCUGCUGAGUGCCGUCACGGUGCUGUCGAUCAAAUUCAACAACCUGAAGACAAAAAACAACCAGCUGCAGACCAGUUACACCAAUCUGACUACAGAGAGAGACCAGUUACACCAAUCUGACUACAGGAAGAGAGACCAGUUACACCAAUCUGACUACAGGGAGAGAGACCAGUUACUGUGGGAGAAAUUUGGACUAUAUAGUGUACUUCAUAGACUUGGAUGGAGAGUUUUCGGAUCGAGCAUUUACUACAUUUCUACUGAAAGGAAGAACUGGACUGAGAGCAGACAGGACUGCACAGAUUGAGGAUCAGACCUGGUGAUCAUAAACAGUUGUAAAGAGUCUGUAUCUGUACGAUUGUGGCAGCAGUGCAAUGCCACAUGGUUGGCUAAAAAGAUGAAUGUGCAGGGCUUCAUCAGGAAAUACUUUGGCAGUACUGAAGCUUGGAUUGGUCUGACUGACAGUAAGAGAGAGGGAGAUUUUAAAUGGGUAGAUGGUUCACCACUGACCACUCAAUUCUGGUUGCCUGGAGAACCCACUAAUGCUGGAAUUGGAGAGGACUGUGUUAUAACAAGCUUUAGAGCUGCUAAAUCUACCCUGUCGACCUGGGUUGAUUAUCCCUGUGACCUUAGAUGUAGCUUGGAUUUGUGAGAUGAAGAUAUUCUCAUCUCAGGUGGCUGAUACAGCUGUUGCAGAAGCCAUGUAUCAGUUGUUUCAAUUGCAUUGACUGAAGGUGUGUAACUCCCCAAAAGUUUGUUUGUUUUUUAAGUCUGGGUGUCAACAGUGGUUAAAUUGAUGUGUUUUUGAUGAA
This is a messenger RNA of Neoarius graeffei (lesser salmon catfish), 1948 nucleotides long. Its product is annotated as C-type lectin domain family 17, member A-like. Lineage: Eukaryota; Metazoa; Chordata; Actinopteri; Siluriformes; Ariidae. The record is from RefSeq and is a predicted model, not a curated record. The transcript has 5 exons. Gene Ontology annotation, cellular component: external side of plasma membrane. Gene Ontology annotation, molecular function: fucose binding; D-mannose binding. Gene Ontology annotation, biological process: biological process involved in interspecies interaction between organisms.